Molecule: messenger RNA, 2193 nt
Organism: Rotaria socialis
Lineage: Eukaryota; Metazoa; Rotifera; Eurotatoria; Philodinida; Philodinidae
Source: the annotation of a GenBank genome assembly
AUGCGUCCAUACCAGAAAGAAAAAGUAAAGAAUUACUCAGCACGUAUUCCACAAUGGAAAAAAAUCGAUAAAGAAAUUCAACAAUUGACAAGACAAUAUCAUCAAAUUGAUCCUGGAUCGAUUGAAACUUUUAAAGAUUUUCCGUUGAGUCAAAAAACUCUUGAUGGUUUAGUUAAAGCUGAUUUCAAAAAUCCAACUGACAUUCAACGUGAAGCUAUUGGAGUUGCACUACAAGGUCAUGAUAUUCUUGGAGCAGCAAUGACUGGUUCAGGAAAAACACUUGCAUUUCUUAUUCCAGUUCUUGAAUGUCUUUAUCGAGCUCGAUGGACGAGCAAUGAUGGCCUUGGUAUUUUAAUCAUAUCACCUACUCGUGAACUUGCAUAUCAAACAUUUGAAGUUUUAAAAAAGAUUGGUCAAUUUCAUGAUUUUUCAGCUGCAUUGAUCAUUGGUGGAAAAGAUUUAAAAGGCGAACAAGAGCGUAUCAAUCGUACGAAUAUCAUUGUCUGCACACCUGGUCGAUUGUUACAACAUUUUGAUGAAACAUGGAAUUUUUCAUGUGAAAAUUUAAAAAUGCUAAUUAUUGAUGAAGCUGAUCGUACAUUAGAUAUGGGUUUUGCUGAAACCAUGAAAUCUAUUGUAUCUAAUUUACCGAAGGAACGACAAACAAUGUUAUUUUCCGCUACACAAACGAAAUCCAUACGUGAAUUAGCUUUAGUCAGUUUAGAAAAACCGGUGUAUAUAUCUGUUCAUGAAAAAGCGAAUACAAGUACACCAUUAAAUCUAACACAAAGUUAUAUCGUUUGUGAAGUACCACAAAAAAUUGGUUUAUUAUGGUCAUUUAUUAAAAAUCAUCUGAAAUCAAAAAUGAUUGUUUUCAUUCAAAGUUGUAAACAGGUUAAAUUUCUCUAUAAUGUUGUGUGCAAACUUCGUCCCGGUUUACCAGUACUUGCAUUGUAUGGCACGAUGGGUCAAAUGAAACGAAUGUCAGUAUAUGAUGAGUUUUGUCGAAAACAACAUGCUUGUUUGUUCGCAACUGAUAUUGCUGCAAGAGGAUUAGAUUUUCCGUCUAUUAAUUGGGUUAUUCAAUUUGAUUGUCCACCGGAUGCUAAUACAUAUAUUCAUCGCGUAGGACGAACUGCACGAUUUCAACAUGGUGGAGAAGCUUUGUUAAUUUUAACAGCUCGUGAAGAACAAGGAAUGAUUAAACAACUCGAAGAUAAAAAAGCUCCAAUAAAAAAAAUUGAAGUUAAUCCUAAUUAUAUUCAUGAUUUAACACCAAAACUUCAAGCACUCUGUGCACAAUUUCCAGAACUUAAAGAAGAAGCAAAACGAGCGUUUACAUCUUAUCUUCGUUCACUUAUUCUGAUGGGUAAUCGAAAAGUGUUCGAUGUUAAAUCAAUUGAUAUCGAAGCGUUUGCUAGUGCAUUGGGUCUUGAAAUUGCGCCAAAAGUUCGUUUUAUUAAAAAAGGACAAAAACAAGAACAGCCAACCAAUGGCGACAAUAAAUCGUCAGUUGAAGACAAAAAUAAUGAUGACAGUCAGAAAGAAGAAAACAAAGAUACUGAAGACGAAGAUGACGAUGAAGAAGAUUGGUUUACAGUGAAAAGAACAUCUGAUACACUUGAACAAGCAACUAUUGAUCUACCACAACCAGUAGAAAAAGAAAAAAAAAUAUCAAAAGCUAAAUUAGCUAAAAAACUACGGAAGAAAAAUCUUCUCGUUAAUAAACGUGUUGAAUACGAUGAAGAAGGCAACGUAAUUGUUAAUUCAGAUGACGAAGAUCAAUCAUCAACGUACAAUAUUGAAGAAGCCAAAGCUCGUCUUCAAAAUAUGGAUAAAACCGAUAAAGAAGCUUAUCGUGCAUUGAUCAAACAAAAACAUAAGGAUCGUCGUUUGAAAGAAAAAGAAGCUCGUAAAGCCGCACGUGAAGCCAGACGACUUAAAAAGCAAGAAGACGAAGAAGAAUCCAAUGAAGAUGAAGAAAAAAAUAUUGAAAAUGGAAAAGAAAUGAACGUCGAUAAUGAUGAAGAAGAAGAAAGAUUAGAAAGAAAACGAAGCUUAUCACCACCACCACAAGCUGAAACAAAAAGAAAAAAGAAAAAACAACGAUCGUUGACAGAAUUCAUCAACGAUGAUUCUACAAAGACUAUAAAUGAUACAGAACAACUUGCCCUGUAUUUGUUAUCAAAAUAA